This is a messenger RNA of Insectozyma verbasci, 4401 nucleotides long. NCBI's taxonomy places the organism in Eukaryota, Fungi, Ascomycota, Pichiomycetes, Serinales, Debaryomycetaceae. The record is from the annotation of a GenBank genome assembly.
AUGUCUAGAUCUGCAAAGCUCAAGCAGUUAAGUAAAUUGAAAAGAGCAAGACAACAAGGUGGUAGAAUUAUAGAUUCAGAUUCAGAUGAUGGUAAUAAUAAUAAUGGUUUUAAUGAAAUUUAUGAUGAAAUUGAUGAAGAAACUUAUAGAGCUCAAAAAAGAGAUCAAUUAAUGAAUGAUGAUUUUAUAGUAGAUGAUAAUGGUGAAGGAUAUGUUGAUAAUGGUGCAGAUGAAUGGGAUAAUGCGUCAAGACCAAAAUAUUACUCAGAUGAAGAUGAAGAUGAAGAAAUAACUACAUUCAAUAAACGAAGAAAAGGAAAGAAUCAAAAUCAAAAACCUAUAAAAAUUACUAAAACUUCACAAAUUAAUAAUUUUUUCAGACCUGGUAGAGGAUUAAAUAAAAUUGAAAAGAAAAUAGAGCAAAAUAUAGAUGAUAUUCUAGAUGAUUUUGAGGAUAAUGCACCUAAACGAAGUAUACCGAGAGCAUUUGCUACUAAUAAAUCUAAAGAUAACUCAAACACUACCAAAUCGAAAUCAAAAUUCAAUUUUUUAAGUAUACCUAAAAAAUCAACACCAAAGCUUAAUACAUUCAAUGCUUCAUCUGAUUAUACUAUGGAUUUUGAUGAUUCUGAUACUAUCCAACAACAGCCUUCAUCACCAAUCAAAUUAUUUAGUGAUGAUAAUCAAAAAGAAAAUAUUGAUCCUGUGGUUUCAUCACCUAUAAAAUCAAAAAAACAGAAAACACCAGAAGAAGAUGAUGAUGUUGUACUUCAAAAAAUUGAACCUAUAAAUAAUGAUGAGGAGGAUUCUGAAGAUGAUAUUAUUAUUUCAAAAAGACCUAGAGCAACAGCAGCCAAAAAGAAUGGUAAUAAUAAAACUAUCACAUCAAUUAAAGCUGAUCAAUCAAUUUCUGCUGCACCAACUUAUAAAUCAUUUCAAAAGGAAACCGAAAAAUUAUCGGUUGAGUCAGUUACUGAUGAAUCUAAUACAUUUAAAUUCUUUUGGCUUGAUUAUGCAGAUGUGGAAAAUUCUUUAUUAUUGUUUGGUAAAAUUUUGACUAAAGAUGGUAAUUUAGCAUCUGGAAUGGUUCAAGUCAAUGGUUUAUGUCGAGAAUUUUACUUUUUACCAAGAAAAUAUCGGGUUGUAGAUGGUGAAGAAGAUCAAUCUGAAGAAAUUACACCAAAUGAUGUUUUAGAUGAAAUAAGCCCAAUUUUUACAAACAAUUAUAACUUGGACCAAAUCAAAGCAAGAGCAGAAACUAAAAAAUAUGCAUUUGAAUUAGCUCAUAUACCCAAAGAAGCCGAAUAUUUAAAAGUUUUAGUUCCAUUUAAUAAUAAAACAAAUACUCAAAUGCUUCCUGCUGAUACUGAAGGUGAAACUUUUAGACAUAUAUUUGGAACAAAUACAAAUUUAUUUGAAGCUUUUGUUACUCAAAGAAAUAUUAUGGGUCCAUGUUGGUUAGAAGUUAAAGGUGGUGAUUUUGAUAAAAUUACAAAUACAGCUCAUUGUCAAAUUGAGGUUUCAUUAGAUAAACCUGAGCAAAUCAAAGUAAUUGAAGAUGAUAUUCCAUCAUUACCAAAUUUAACUGUAACUUCAAUUUCAGUUCAGACUGUUAUGAAUACCCACGAUAAACAAGAAGUUGUUUCUGUUUCAUUAGCUACUUAUCACAAUUUAUCACAAGAUGCACCAAUCCCAGAAACUUUAAAACCUGAUGAUAUCUUGACAUUGGUUAGACCUGUCAAUACUGUCUCAUUUCCCCCAGGGUUACAACAACAAGCAAAUAAAGAAGGAUUUAAUUUAAGAACUUGUCCAAAUGAAAAGUCAUUACUUGGUGCAUUAGCAGCGAAGAUUAAAACAAUAGAUCCUGAUGUUUUUAUUGGACAUAAAAUGGAAAAUAUCUCAUUAGAUGUAUUAGUGCACAGAAUGUAUGAAUUAAAUAUUCCAACUUGGUCUGCACUUGGUCGUAGAAAUAGAAAAAGAUGGCCAUCUAUGAUUAAUAAGGGUAGUUCAAGUUAUAAUAAUAGUUUAUUAAUUAGAGAAGUUUUCCAAGGUAGAUUAUUAUGUGAUAUUGCAAAUGAAUUAGGUCAAUCAUUAACUAUGAAAUGUCAAUCAUGGGAGUUACCCGAAAUGUUAGAUGUCGUAUGUCAUAAAAAACAUAAUGCAAUGGAAAUUAAUUAUAAAAAUGGUCAAUAUGCUGAAGAUGCUACUUUAUUUUUAAUGGCAUUGAAAGAAAAUGAAUUCAAUACUAAAAUUGCUGCUGAAAUUGCAUUCGCAAUACAAAUAUUAUCAUUAUCGAAACAAUUAACCAAUAUUGCUGGUAACGCCUGGUCUCAUACUUUAGGUGGUACAAGAGCAGGUAGAAAUGAGUAUAUUUUAUUGCAUGAAUUCAAAAGAAAUGGUUAUAUUGUACCCGAUAAAGAAGAUAGAAAUCAUAGAAAUACUUCAUACCAGCAACAAGCUAAAUUGGAAAAUACUGAAGAGGAUUCAACAACUCAAACAUCAAAUAAAAAACCAAAAUAUCAAGGUGGUUUAGUUUUUGAACCUGAGAAGGGAUUGCAUAAAAAUUAUGUAUUGGUUAUGGAUUUCAAUUCUUUAUAUCCAAGUAUUAUUCAAGAAUUUAAUAUUUGUUUUACAACUGUUGAUAGAGAUAGAUUUAAUGUUAGUCAUGAUGAAGAUAAAGAUAUGCCAAUAAUUCCAGAAAAAGAUUCAUAUCCAGGUGUCUUACCAAGAUUAUUAAAUACAUUAGUUUCAAGACGUAGGGAAGUUAAAAAGUUAUUGAAGGAUCCUAAAAAUACUCCGUAUCAAAAAGCUCAAUAUGAUAUAAAACAACAAGCCUUGAAAUUAACAGCAAAUUCCAUGUAUGGUUGUUUAGGUUAUGUUCAAUCAAGAUUUUAUGCUAAACCAUUAGCCAUGUUAGUUACAAAUAAAGGUAGAGAAAUUUUAAUGGAUACCAGACAAUUGGCAGAAUCAUCUAAUUUAAGAGUUGUUUAUGGUGAUACCGAUUCUGUUAUGAUUGAUACCGGUGCUGAUAAUUUUAAAGAUGCAAUUAAGAUUGGUGAUCAAUUUAAAAUUCAAGUUAAUGAACGAUAUAGAUUAUUGGAAAUUGAUAUUGAUAAUGUUUUUAAAAGAUUAUUAUUACAUGCUAAAAAGAAAUACGCAGCUAUGAAUGCAUCAGUUGAUAAAUCAGGUAAUGAAACAUCUACAUUAGAAGUCAAAGGUCUAGAUAUGAGAAGAAGAGAAUAUUGUCAACUUUCAAAAGACAUUUCAACAUUUGUAUUAACUAAAAUUUUAUCAGAUUUAGAUCCCGAACAAGCAUUAAUUGAAAUUUAUGAAUAUCUUGAAGAGAUGAAAAAUAAAAUAAAUUCAAAUGAAAUUUCAGUCGAUAAAUAUAAAAUCAAUACCAAACUUUCAAAAGAUCCAAAAUCUUAUCCAAAUGGUAGAACAAUGCCACAAGUUCAAGUAGCUUUCAGAUUAAGAGCUGCAGGUAAAGUUAUAAAAAGUGGAAGUGUUAUUACAUAUGUUAUUACUGCUCCUAUAGAUGAUCAGGAUCAAUCACACUAUGCAGAAAGAGCAAGAGCAAUACAAGAUUUAUUGUCAAAGAAAUCAGAUUUGAAACCUGAUCACUCAUAUUAUUUAGAGAAACAAAUAUUUGCACCAGUUGAAAGAUUAUUGGAAAGAAUUGAAGGUAUUGAUAUGAUGAGAGUUGCAAAUGCUUUGGGUAUUGAUACAAGAAAAUAUGUGUUAAGAGUUAAAAAUGCAAUGGAUAAUGGUGAAAUAGUUCCUAUGGAAUCCAAUAUAACUGAUUCUGAAAGAUUUAGACAGUCAAGUUAUUUGGUCUUGAAAUGUAGAUGUAACCAUAGUUUUAGAUUUGGAGGUAUAUUAGCAUCAAAUGAUUAUAAAGUUACAUUUCAUGGUAUAACUUGUUUAAAGUGUGAUUAUACAUUUCCAUUAUUAAAAUUGGCAUCUCAAUUGGAAAAUUCAAUUAGAAAACAUAUUUCAUUAUAUUAUGCUGGCUGGUUAAUAUGCGAUGAUGCUUCAUGUGGUGUUAAAACAAGGCAAAUAUCAGUUUAUGGAAGAAGAUGUAUUGGAUUGUCAGGAAAAACAAUGGAUUGUAAAGGUGUAAUGAGAUAUAAUUACACUGAUAGAGCUUUAUAUAAUCAAUUAUCAUAUUUCCAUUCUAUUUUUGAUAUUGAAAAGACAAAGAAAAGACUAUUAAGACCGAUACAUGAUGCAUUGGAAGAUGCAAAAGAUUUACCAAAAUUAGCUCAAGGUCAAAUUGAUGCAUUGACAGAACAAAACAAAGAUUUAUUUGCAAGUUGUCAAGAAGUAAUUGAUAAGUAUUUAGCAGAAUGUGGUCGUCGUUAUGUUAAUAUGGGAUCAAUAUUUGAAUUUAUGAAUUGA